UCUCAGGUUAUUAAAUGCAAAGCAGCCAUUGCCUGGGAAACAGGCAAGCCCCUUUGCAUAGAAGAGGUUGAGGUAGCUCCCCCCAAGGCUCAUGAAGUUCGUGUGCAGAUAAUCGCCACUGCCCUGUGCCAUACUGAUGCCCAUAUUAUCAAUCCUAAAUUUAAAGAGGCCCUUCUCCCAGUGAUCCUUGGCCAUGAAGGUGCAGGAAUUGUGGAAAGUGUUGGGCCAGGAGUGACCAACUUCAAACCAGGUGACAAAGUAAUUCCACUCUACAUGCCUCAAUGUAGAAAAUGCAAGUUCUGUCUGAGUCCACUCACAAAUUUCUGUAAAAAACUCAGUCCAGUGAAAAAUCCUCUUGUUGAUCAAGAACUACUGGAAGACAAAACCAGUAGGUUUACCUGCAAAGGAAAACCAAUUUACCAUUUCAUGGGGACCAGUACCUUCACUCAGUACACCGUAGUGUCGGAUAUAAAUCUUGCCAAAAUCGAUGAUGAUGCAAAUUUAGAGAGAGUUUGUCUGUUUGGAUGUGGGUUUUCAACUGGCUAUGGAGCUGCAAUCAACAAUGCCAAGGUCACCCCUGGUUCUACUUGUGCCAUCUUUGGCCUAGGAGGUGUUGGUCUUUCCGCUAUAAUGGGUUGUAAAGUAGCAGGAGCUUCCAGAAUCAUAGCUAUUGACAUCAACAGUGAGAAAUUUACAAAGGCCAAAGCCCUUGGAGCCAGUGACUGCCUCAAUCCUCGAAACCUAGAUAAACCCAUCCAGGAGUUCAUCAUUGAAAUGACCAAUGGAGGUGUGGAUUUUGCCCUUGACUGUGCAGGUGGACCUGAAACCAUGAGAGCAGCCCUGGACAGUACAAUAGUAGGCUGGGGAUCAUGUACUUUCAUUGGAGUAGACUCUGAAAUGAGAGGCUUGAUGGUAUCUCCAGUGGAGCUAAUAAUGGGCCGUACCAUAAAUGGAACAUGCUUUGGUGGUUGGAAAAGCAUCGAUUCUAUCCCAAAGCUGGUUACUGACUACAAGAAUAAGAAAUUUGAUCUGGACAUACUGGUGACUCAUACCCUGCCUUUUGACAAAAUCAAUGAGGCAUUUGACCUGAUGAACCAAGGCAAAAGCCCUGUUUUACCACUACGAACUGUAAUCACAAGCAGUGGGAUAUCAGAAGCUAUAUAA
Messenger RNA from Mirounga angustirostris (Northern elephant seal), 1164 nucleotides. RefSeq names its product all-trans-retinol dehydrogenase [NAD(+)] ADH4. The transcript is spliced from 8 exons. The record is from RefSeq and is a predicted model, not a curated record. Gene Ontology annotation, molecular function: S-(hydroxymethyl)glutathione dehydrogenase [NAD(P)+] activity; zinc ion binding. Gene Ontology annotation, biological process: formaldehyde catabolic process. The annotation marks the transcript as partial. Gene Ontology annotation, cellular component: cytosol. NCBI's taxonomy places the organism in Eukaryota, Metazoa, Chordata, Mammalia, Carnivora, Phocidae.